CUUGGUGGAAAGUAAUGUAAACAUUGUGUUAACCGAGUGCUCGAGAGAAAAGCGGUUUAUAAGAAACUGACAUUCUGUACAACAGAAUUAGACUGAAUUUAGUUUUCAUUGCUUAUUAGACACUUCAAACAGGGGGUUGUUAUAUCUAUAUUAUAAUUAUUUUUGUCUUAAACCCCUUCAACAGCGCCGAAUAGACCUCAUUUCCUGAGAACAAUGUCUUCUGUCGAUAUCCAUUCCCAGUUAGCGUCCAUAAUAGAAAGGUUUGCUAAGGGUGCACUGGUAGAGAUGACCAAAAUCAUAGAUAAGGACUCGGCGCUUUUACGUGCGGAGAUAGCGCGGAGACAGAUGGAGGUCGAGGCGCUUUUGUGUAAACUGCAGUUCGCAGAGAGUGAGCUGAGAUCGGCGCGCCAGGCAGCAGCCAUCCGCCAGUCCGCUCCCAACCGCCGGUCGGUGGCUGUACAGGUGACAAUCACAGCUGCACGCCAAGACUGUAAGGAAAUGCGUACAGACAUACACAUGGAGACUUCUUCAGGGCGUUCUUCGAAAGCAAAGCAGGAGGACCGAGCAGAGUCCUUUCAUGUUAAAGAAGAGAGGACGGAGUUGAAAUCGUGGGACAAUGCAGACGAAACAGAAGAGACACGUGUUUGCUGGGAGGAGGAGCAACGCACAUCCAACACUUCAGGAGAAGGUCUUAAUGAAGCCAAACCCGGUGUUACUUGGGACUCGCCUGAUCUCGAGGACUUCACAAUGAGACCUGAGGCAUCACAAGACACUACUAAUACAAUUCUUGGGCAUCACAGCACAAAUGCAUCCCCAAACCCAAGAGAGGAAAACUCGGUUCACUAUCAAUAUCAGCAAACCACAGAAUGUGAUGCCGGUCAACACGGACUCAAUCGGUUCGCUCAUGCUAACGCUGUAGCGCUUCCUCCAGUCAGCGAGCAGAGAGGUGACGGGGUGGGGACGGGGGAGAAGAGUUCGCGCUGCGCUCAGUGCGGUAAAACCUUCACCACGCGCUUCUACUUGAAGAUCCAUCAGCGCAUCCAUACAGGCGAGAGGCCUUACACGUGCCUACAAUGCGGCAAGCGCUUCUACUGCAACUCGCACCUCAUUUCACAUCAGCGCUGCCACACGGGAGAGAAGCCCUACAGCUGCGAGGAGUGCGGCAAGUCGUACUCUCACUUAAACUCGCUGAAACUGCACCAGCGCAGCCACACCGAGGAAGAGGUCUGCAACUACUGGUGACUUUGAAAGCCAUAUAUUUGGCUUUCACUGACUGUACAACAUGGCACCAAGUUUAACACACACAAUAUGGUUAUUGUGAACAAUGUACAGUAUAAUCUUGGCUUCCGAGUUCCAUAUGAAAGCAAAUGGCCAAGAUUAUGAGGAAGAAAUUAGUACCUACGGAGUAAAAAAAGAAAAUAUUUUGAUAAUAUUUGUAACCCAGAUAAAUGUUUAGACAAGAAUCAGAUUUCAUACUGACAAAAAGCCUAGUCAUAUUUCAGUAAUGUGGAGAAAUGUCCACCUUACCUUCUACUUGCAUUAAAUUUAUUUGGUUAGCCAAGCCUUA
Molecule: messenger RNA, 1567 nt
Organism: Neoarius graeffei (lesser salmon catfish)
Lineage: Eukaryota; Metazoa; Chordata; Actinopteri; Siluriformes; Ariidae
Product: zinc finger protein 397
Exons: 5
Coding region: 214-1242 (342 amino acids)
Source: RefSeq, a predicted model, not a curated record